GUCGCAUGCUCUCAGCAUCUCUACUUCAUCCGCGCGCUGUUACCAGCCAUGAACUCUGCUAGUGGCACGCCAUACUUUCCGCCUCCUCCAGGGCAAUUCGGGCGCCUGCCUCCUCAGCCUCCAUUCCGGCCACAGCAGCAUGCUCCCCCGUACACGCAGCAAGCGUAUCCGCCCUCUCAGAUCGCCUCAGAGUACGUCCCGACACGCUCGGCUGGGCCUGUGCCUGGUUCGUACUGUGCCGCCCAGAAACCUCCUCUCUCAGCUGCCCCCGGACAGAAGCCCCAGCAAGUUCAUGGAUAUGCCCCAUACGGACCUAUUCCGGGACUGGUAGCUGGCGGCACUGCUCCAGGGCCGGUCGCACAGAGUCACUCAAUCCCGGCGCCAGCUAUUCACACGGCAGGGACAUGGCCCCAGGCAGUGCCUGCUAUGGCACCAGGAAAUAUGCCUCCGCCCCCGCCAGGACCUCCGCCGCCGGCAUCAGCGCAACAUGAGCAGCAGAAUGCAGGCUACGCGCCUUCGCCCACCACUUACAGCGUAGCAUAUGUGCCUUCACCCAUGUCCUCGGUCUCCUCGCCCGUUCAUGGGUUCGGCUCAAUCGUGCGACCACCAAUGGCCGCGUCGGCUUGCGUACCACCUUGUGACACGCCACAGGUGCCGUUCCAGCUCCCAUAUACCCAGACAUUCACUGUGUCUGGCCAUUCAGCUCCAGCCCCAAUUCCUUCUCCCGUGGAAAGCACCAGCAAUGCCUCGGGAGGCUUUGGAGCGACUCAAUACAGGCCGGACCCAGUCCUGGCAAUGACCACGUUGACCAAUAUCAGCAUGCAACCUGUUGAUGGGGUCGGACGCCCGGCGGCCCAGAACCAGUCAGCGCAGCCUACACAUCACCCGUACCAUUUCGCUGUCACGGAGACCCAACCAGCGCCCAGACCGAUGGCUACACCAACUGUUGAGAGCGCCCAAACAGCCUAUGGGGGCUGGCCGGCAUCUCUGUCGGUGCUGGACAUGGCCAGAUUCUUACCAUGUCCCACCUCCGCAGCCGCAAGGACUGAUUGCAAGCCACCGCAAACAAUCUGCCAAUCUGCCAGCGCGGUCGUAAGCCCCCUCGUCCAAGGGAACAGCUACUACGAACUGGCAGGAGAAGAUAUAUGUCCGCCCGCACACAUUAAGCCGGCCCCGCAGAAGACCGGCGCGAUGGUAACGCCCCUUGUGGAAGAGAAUAGAUACCACGAACUGGCAGGAAAGGAUAUUUAUCCGCCCGCACAUAUUCAACCGGCUUCGCAGAAGACCAGAGCGGUUGCAAACCCCUUUAUGGAAGAGAAUAGCUACCACGAACUGGCAGGAGAGGAUGUGUGUCCACCCGCACACAUUGAACUGCCCUCGCAAAAGACCAUCGCAGCGGCUCCGGAGAAUGCUGUCGAUACUCACGCCGGUGUGCGCCCGGCGACUUGGUUGAUACCUGGGCUGGGGAAGGAGAUUUCCAAGCACUUCAACGAAGGGCCUCAGACGAGGUGAAUGGGAAGUGAGGCCAACUCCUAGUCUCGGAGGGCACCUAUGGCAGUCCGCAGACUAUACCCAGGUGUAAGAUAGAAUACAUGGGCAAUAGGGUUUCCAAGAAUGUGCAUAGCAGCCGUUUGCACUGCUUGAUAUCCCAGCAUGAAGCUCUCUAGCUCACCCGCCAUGUCGUUCUUCUCGCUGUCUCCCUCCCCGUCUUCGUCUUGCUUGCUCGUUUCUCUCACGUUCCCGCCUGCUUGGCCCGGCUCGCC
Messenger RNA from Gaeumannomyces tritici R3-111a-1, 1763 nucleotides. RefSeq lists its product as hypothetical. The record is from RefSeq and is a predicted model, not a curated record. NCBI's taxonomy places the organism in Eukaryota, Fungi, Ascomycota, Sordariomycetes, Magnaporthales, Magnaporthaceae. The transcript has a single exon. The coding region runs from base 49 to 1512 and encodes 487 amino acids.